GAACUCUUCAGCACAACUACAGGUCGUCAAAGAGCGGCGCAAGCAUCCAGCCCGUGUUGCCACGGCCUUGCAUUGAAGAUUUCUUUUUUUUUACUUCUCGCCCGGUCGAUUUCACCGCUGCAAAGAAAACAAGAAGACAUGUUUCCCUCUAAACACGUGGACCCAUCCGCACGUUUGCGACGGCAGCAUUGCGAUAGGGUGAACACAAAAGGAGGGAUGCACGGCAUGAGGAGAAAAAAAAACAACAACAGAGGUGACAGCAUUGGGAAAAUGAUCGUGACUUCCCUCGGUACAUCUUCGUGAAGUGGACUCAAUGAAAUGCAUUCUAUUCCUGAAAGGACAAAAAGGUGAAUACUGCGGCAGGAUGAAGUGAACGGGCGGUGGCAUCGAGCAUGGGUCUUUUGGAAGCCGCACUCAACGCCUCAGUACUGCUCGCCGCCACCGAAGCCGGAGGCAGCGGGGGUUUGAACGGCGUGCUCGACGACGGCUCUGCAGGCGGAAGCACCACUGGCGGAAGCGGAAAUGCCACAAACGACAGCGUGGCUUCGGACAGCGGCGGACACUCGGCGCCCUACUCGCUUCCCGAGGUGAUACUGAUAGCCUUCCUGGCCGCGUUGUUGAGCGCAGUCACCAUCAUCGGCAACCUGAUGGUCAUGAUCUCGUUCAAACUGGACAAGCAGCUACAGACCAUUAGCAACUACUUCCUGCUCAGCCUGGCCAUCGCCGACUUCUCCAUCGGGGUCAUCUCGAUGCCUUUGUUCACCAUGUACACGCUGUACGACCACUGGCCCCUCGGUCCCUUCAUAUGCGACACGUGGCUCGCAUUCGACUACCUGACCAGCAACGCGUCGGUGCUCAACCUGCUAAUAAUCAGUUUCGACCGGUACUUCUCGGUCACCCGGCCGCUGACCUAUCGGGCCCGGAGAACCACCAAGAGGGCCGCCAUCAUGAUCGCCAGCGCCUGGGUCAUAUCCCUGGUGCUGUGGCCGCCGUGGAUCUACUCCUGGCCCUACAUCGAGGGCCAACGCAGCGUUCCACUGGACCGCUGCUACAUCCAGUUCUUGGAGACCAACAUAUACGUGACGUUCGGCACGGCCCUAGCGGCCUUCUACGUGCCGGUGACGGUCAUGUGCAUCCUCUACUGGCGCAUCUGGCGGGAGACCGAGAAACGCCAGAGGGACUUGACGCAACUCCAGGCGGGCCGGAAGGAGACCGGCGGCAGCCGGAAGUCGACGUCCAGCGACGACCCCGCCGAGUCGGAGGACUUCCGCCGCGGCCGCAGCGACUCCUGCCCGCCGGACGUGGAAACCACGUACGUGCCCACUUCGCUGUGCGUCGAGACUUCCAAGUACCUGCCCCCGGCGGCGCCCAAGAGGCGCCGACUCCGCGACGUGCUCCUGUCGUGGUGUCGCAUCGACAACGACAAGGAGGACGACGACAGCACCAGCCACGGAGGCUCGCCCGGCACCCAGACGCCGGCGUCCAUCGAGACGCCGGUGCAGUCGGCCUCGAUGACCUUCCGGGCCGACCAGCUCGUCCAGCUGAACCCGGCGGGGCGCGCCGGAACGGGGACUACCAGCGCGAUCUCUAGCAUAGGAGGCGGUGGUGGUGGCGGUGGUGGCGGCAGCGUCAGCAUCCCCAUGACAGACCGCAACGGCCUCCGACGCAACGAGAAGACUGGUGCAGCGGCAGCGCCCACGUCGGCGUCCCGCUCCUACUCGUCCGAUUCGGUGUACACCAUACUGAUCCGGCUGCCGACGCAGCCGUCGCUGGAGGGCGAGACGUCGCAGGCUUCCAUCAAGAUGAUCCUCGAAGAGGACGCCGAGAAGCACGAGGCCGGCAGCGGGACGGCGUCUUCCGGCGCGGCCGCGGCGUUCGCCAGGGCGUCGUCCGAGGACUCGUCGGCGGCCAUGCGUACCGGGGACUCCGGCCUGGAGACCAUCCGGAUACCGCUCAACACCAAACUUGUGCACCGCCAGGUGGUCGCCAAGCAGCGGGCGGCCCCCAAGAAGAAGCGCAAGCAACAGGAGCGCAAGCAGGAGAAAAAAGCCGCCAAGACGCUGAGCGCCAUCCUGCUGGCCUUCAUCGUCACCUGGACUCCCUACAACGUGCUGGUGCUCAUCAAGACCGUCUCGUCGUGCGACGACUGCAUACCGACGGGCCUGUGGAACUUCGUCUACUACCUGUGCUACAUCAACAGCACGGUGAACCCCUUGUGCUACGCGCUGUGCAACGCGAACUUCCGCCGGACAUACAUGCGCAUCCUGUCGUGCAAGUGGCACAACAAGCAGCGGUCCAUGAACCGCGGCUACUUCACCUGAAGGGCGGGAUCCCGAUCGCUGGCGCUCUCUGGCUCUCUUCCGAAGACCACGGCUUUAUCGCCUCGGGGGAAUGCGGCCUUCUGCCUCUUUCUCUCUGUCGCAAACCUUGCGCUGUACCGAAGCUCCAGCGGAGCCGAGUUUGUAAGGGUUCUGCAGUGGCGAUUUCGGUUACGCCUUUCGCGACGCCCCUGGAAGUUACGCACAACCCUCGCUAUCUCAGGAGUGGUGCAUAUUGUUACGCUUAGUGUUUGCUGUAGCAGCGAGAGUUGAAGAACUUUUAACGAGUCGAACACAUCCCGGGCCGAGAACACAAGAAAGCUGGAUCGAUAAAUCUUUGCGUAAGUGGCUUCAGCGAUUUACUGAGAGUGCACUUAACGUGUGCGAUGUAACGCUGGGGAAUUGCCGGCACCUUCUUGUACCACAUUCUGCUAGUUUCUAUGGCGGAAACAGUGACUGACACGCGGGUCUAUGACCCCGCUUCGGCGUCUCGACAACGGUCGCCAGGACUAGGUUGAUGAUUUCUUUGGAAACUGUCUGCAGUAAGUUCGAGGGCUCCCGGUAGAACAGGGUCAGCAGCUGGGUUUAAUAAAUGUCAAAUGGCCAGACGUACCCGAGCGUAAUAACAUAAUUUCCACUUCUGCAAGUCAUACGCGCGUCUCGAUUGCGGUAUCUUUGUUGUGCCAAAAUAAUUCCACUGUCGUUUGAAAUACUUUCUUAGGAAAGUUUUUUUUUUUAAAUUUUGUAAAGAAAGAGUGACUGACAGCUGUAGAUGUGGACAAUUACUGACUUGCUUUGCGUUGUAACUUGGCAAGUUGUAAAGCACACACACUCACCGAAGUUUCCCUAGCAGCUUGUGAUAGUGCCAAAGUUUGCUAAAGUUAGUAUUGGCUGCUUCGCGAUUCCGGUGUUUCAAGAAGGCAGUGAAAAUAGUGACAUCAAGGUAAGGACUUGGCUAAACACUCUGAGAUUUAAUGAAGAGUAGUCAUUUGCGGAUAAUUCAGGAUAAAUAUAUUCAUCAAAGUACGUACGCAAAUAAUAAACGCUUUAGAACAGUGUGAGAGCCGUCGCUUGCGUUGCACAGAUACCCAUGUCGUAACCAAUUUAUAAUUCAGGUAAUGCGAAGCCGCAGAUGGCAACACGCGUUGAAAGGUAUCAUUGCCAAGCGCAUUCGGGCUUAGCAAUUCCGUAGUACUUAAGCGAACCCUCUGUUUCGCCGGUUUGACCGGGAGCAUCUGAGGUCACUGUGAUUCGCCCUUCCGGGGUCAUUCACUGUUUGACCACGUCACUUCGUGCUCUUUUAUAAGACGAAGGCUUCCCUUCAUGUUUUCUUACCAUCAAAGACAUCGUUAUUGCCGCGAGAACACUUCCGAACACCAGCAAGAUCAAAGGAGAGAUUAAACGUUUUUAUUACGAAGGCAAUUAGCCAGUGGAACACGUCGCAUCGGUAACGCGUUUCCGAGUCUUAACACUCGCCGAUACACGCUGAUUUCGUUAUAAGUAUAUAUCGUAUAGGGGAGUCGUGAAACCGUUGCUCCUCACUGCGCAGAGUCUCGCUAGAUUGUAAUAAUAGGUCCACGUGGUGCGCCAUCCGAUAAGUUGUACUUAGGCUCAUGUGUGUUUACAUUUGAGACGCACAUUGCGUAGCCAUUUGCUUGCGGUUCAAUUGCCGAACAUCCCUGUCUGUUUUGAGCCUCUUUUUUUUCCUUGCUCUGCAAUUGUUGGAACUCCCGAACUCGGCACUGUUGUGACCGCGACGAUGUGGACCCGGGGGAUCGCCUGGUGCGUCUGGCAGUGGGCGUCGGGCGGCGGUCGCGGAGUGGAACCAGCGGGACCAUCGGAUCACUCACAGCAUGCCAUCUAGUCCUGAAAGCAUCCCGUGUUUAGCGGCUUUUGCUUCUUAUGGCAUGCGGCGCUUUAGAGCAGAAAAUGUUGCCGUCGUAGCUUCUUUUUUUUCCAUAUGACGAGCGCUAUGGUGGUGGGUGCACCGGUGAGUGGUUUUGUCACGGCCCAGAACAGACGAAACUCUGUCGAUGCUCCAAGCCACCAUACACUCGCAAUUGGUACAGAAACGACUAACCCACAAUGUCGUAAUCAGAGACGCAACUACGCUGAUGAUUUCGUGAUGUGCUGCAGCUGUGAUUGGUUGCUGUUUGCUUCUUUUACCGUUAUUUGGCCGCAGUUGACUGAGGGUACAGCACCAGGCGGCUCCACACUUUACGUUCCUUUAUUUUACCUAUUGUAACGUCAUGGUGGCAGCUCAUAGCAAACUAGUCAGCUUAUUUCAUUCCCCGUGAGGUGUUUCAUUCUGCUGUGGGUCAAACAAUUUCGUUAACUUUAUCCGAAAGAUUUGUGGCGUUGAAGUUCUGCCUCGCGGCGCCUUGUAGCGCAGUAAGGCCAAACCACGCCUAGAGCUUGGGCAGCAAGGCCCGUCGCUUGAGCUGAAACGCCGUCUUACCCAUGUGAUGCGUUCUACUUCGCGGCCGCCGCGAAAUUCAGGAGACGCACCUUGCACAUUGCUAUAUGAUGUACAUAUAUAUGAACAUAGUCACUGUGCAAUUUCUUAUAUCACUGUGAAUGAACCCGGGGUACAUUUUAGUUUCUUCUUACUCUCUUUGAACUUGUCACAGCGCGGUUAGAUGCCGCAGUACAUUCUCGGCUCAGGUUUCCCUUUUUUAUAGUGUGAUACACGUCCGGAGCUUGUAACGCCUUGUCCAGAGCCCGUAGGAAGAAUACGUGUGUAUCGGUGUGUGUGUACCAAAUCUGUCGCCCCCGCACGCGUCAUGUGCUCUCAUUCUCACUUAUUUAUGUUUUUUUCCGAGUGACAAACACGUGGUAACCACACGGACCCCCGUUCCGCACAGUCAUUUUUUUCCGACAGCGGUCACCGCUUGCAACAUUCGCCGUGCAUGGUCGGCCUCCUGGCAUGUCCGGCUACUGGCUUUACAGAAGUCUGCAAACAUUGUGCUUGGUAGCACUCAUCAGCAUGCGAUACCGUUACAUCCAAGGUACGACAACUCUGUACAGUGGUUGAGAGGUUUGGUUAUUCAAUUUGCAAGGCGUCGAAUAGACGGAAUGCGUAACGAGAAGUACGCAAUAUGGACGCUGGGCCGUCGAUCUCCGGAGCCGGCAGUGCGUUAUUCGCGCUUCCUGUCACGUACUUCUUGCUAUGUUGUUCUGGUCAUCUUCUGAUGAGCAACCUUAUGUUGAAGGAACUACUAUUUUCACCGAGCCUCCGCGAGCAUACGACGGAAAAGAGACCAAGGCAACGUUAAGAACAAUUUGUACUUUUGAUAAGUGAUAAGAGAGGUUCGUAGCGCAAGUGAGUUGGGAAGAAUAAAGAGUGAAGUACACAGGGUCGAAGCCUCGACUAUUCUUCCUUCUUCCUCGUGCACUUUCACUACGAGCGUCUUCUCAGACAAAGACAAGCUCCUUCUCGACUGGCGCUAUUAGACCUGGCUUGAUGAUUCACUAAAUUGAAACAGCAGCAGUGGGCUUGUGUUUGAUAGGUAGCGGUUUGAAUAAAACAUUGAAUGAACGUGCGCUGAAAUUGACGGGAAGAAGUUAACGUGCGCAGCAGCACCGACGAGGUGCUUCAUAUAUCAAGAUGUCGGAAAAUAAAGACAAUGCGGUAACGUACGGCAGAUGAUCCGAUGGCUUAAUGAGCUUUAGAAAUCACGGAGGGACGUCAUAUGACAGGGAACGGAGCGAAUAGAAGACGUAUACAAGACGAAUAGAAGACCUAUAUUGUAGUCGAAGAGCUUUAACUGAGCCACAUCCGAAGUUAUCUACGUUCCUGGGGCUUAGGAACCGUCUUUCGGCAAAGAAUAAGCUUCAUGCGGUCUGCGGUCACACUACAGCCACGAGCUAGUCCAGCAUGAAAUGUGAAUCUAGGUAUGACCUCAGCACGUGUCGGACGGCCAGGAGGUCAGGAACGCAGGACGAAUGACGCAUUUCAGAUAAGCACGCAACGGAUUUGCACAGACACAGAUAGACACGAAGCCACGACGUCACGCGCACCACAAGACGACCUCACUCCGUUUCCUGGAACAAUGACGCAAAACCUUGCCGCUGGCAUAUGACGACUAGCACUUCACACAUAGCCAGCGCCACCUCAGUGCGGAAGGCCUGCGCCAUUUGUCUCAUGGCAUCAAUUGUUUCGCCACGCGAGCGCAUCUUAAGAGUCGAUAAUAUAUGUAAAGAUUCGUAUUUAUGCUAGGCACAAAUGAAGAAAUUUUAAACACCAGUGGAAGGGUAGCUUCAUAGCACAGCUGAAUCACAAGAUCACUGGCCGAUUCUCCUUUCUCGCGUAUCCCUAUGGUGACCCUAGCAAACACAAAAAGGGGUUGGUGGUUACGCUUAAUGCCACGCAUCAGUCAGUCACUCUAUCUGGGGACCUUUCUCUGAGAGGCUCGUUCUGGACAUUGCCAGACAGUGACAAAAUAUGCGAAUUAGGACUGCCGUGAAUUCUGAGCAUCCUCAGUGUCAGUGAGUGCGAGUGAGUUCCCUUUGGGGCAGUGUAAGGAAAGCUACAAGUUGAGUCGUCACUCGUAAAACGUACCUGCUCACGUCGUCACGCUGCUAGAGAGAGACGCCCGAACGGCAACCAGAAUUCUUAGGCCACUGUAAUUAAUUCCUUUUCUCUCGGUGCAUUUCCUUGGGAGCUGCACGAAAAAAAAAAGCUACAGGCCUAGCGUGCAAUACUAAAACCAUCGUCCUAAUGGCGUCCCGCUCUCCUAAACAGUCCCGAGAAUCUUAAGUGCAGUACUCAGGCCUUCCGUCUCUCGCAGGCGGCGUUCUUUACAAAGCACAAACGAAAGCGCCAUCGUAUUGGCGUGGCGUGGUGGCAGGCAGGUGUGGAGAGCACACAACCAGAACAACAGAGCAUCGAGAAUGUGCAAAUUACUUGUAAAUUUAUGCCUCCCUCCCCCCCUUCGAAGCUUUCCUGCUGUAACUAUAUCUUUCGAUUUAUAUCAUCACUAAGACCUCGCGUUUGAUUUCUUCACAUUUUUCCUUUGAUAUAGCUGCACGAGCCUGACUGUGUCACUAGACUCGCGCGUCGUUUGCCACCAUGAGCACGUUUCUAAAUUUGGUAAAAUCAAUGUUGCCUCUCGGAAGGAGCUUCCAUUUCACUUUGUAUAGACAAAGCCAGCGUCGUUUCCAAGCCACCCACCGCUUGAAAUAAAGAAAAUGAUUUUGCAGCUGUACCUAAUCAUUGCUGAAUUUGCGUUCAAGCAAAUAAACAAAUCUAUCUUUUCGUUAACAUUGACUAAAGUUCAUAAACUACAGCCAUCAAAAAUGACAGGAAAGCCAAAUACCACACGCCAUUUACGGACUCAGAGUUUGUAUCCGUAGCUGUAAUAAUAAGAAUAUUUGGGGUUUUACGGGCCAAAACCACUUUCUGAUUAUGAAGCACGCCGUAGUGGAGGACUCCGGAAAUUUUGACCACCUGGGGUUGUUUAACGUGCACCUAAAUCUAAGCAGACGGGUGUUUUCGCGUUUCGCCCCCAUCGAAAUGCGGCCGCCGUGGCCGGGAUUCGAUCCCGCGACUUCGUGCUCAGCAGCCCAACACCAUAGCCGCUGAGCAACCACGGCGGGUGUAUCCGUAGCUGUAAGAUUAUGUUUUGCAUACCGAGGCAAAACGUAAAAGCUAAUUAAGUAAACACGUCAAAGGACGGUUUCUUAACUGGUUCAAGGAAUUAUCAUUGCUCUAGAGUGUUUUACUUUUAAAGUGUCCCCUCAUUCUUACUUUGAGUUAUUUCGAAAUGUGAUUUUUUCCCUAAGGAACUUUUGAUAACUAUGGUGGCAGCGUGAUGAGGCCUCUUGAAGUUAGCGCACUGUUUCCCGAUUUCCCGAUUUGAUAAUUUGUUGUGUAGUAUGCUUUAUAUCAAAUGUCCACUACGCCUCUUCUUGCGUUUAGACCGUAGCCGCGAGCAAUGUCCUUUAGGGUCAGUGCUGUGCUUAUUUAUUUAUUGAUAAAAAGGAGACAUCCAUGACACAGUGUAACAGAGCGUUCCGCAUGACUCUUUAGCAGCUGUAUAGUCGUACCAUGGGUAUAAGCGAGUACAGUGUUUUGUCUCUAAUCAAAAUCACCUCUGCGCGCCAUGGGGCCGUGGUCUCGGUGAUUAAGCACUCAACUUAAGCAGAUCACAUGUGAGUGUGUCUUUUUUAAACUGUCUCUCUGUACCUGAUUGUGUAGCAAAUUUACUAUAUAUAUAAAUAUAAAUAUAUAUAUAAUCGUCGAGCCACUUCGAUGAUGCGUGCACACACAACAUUGCGUGUGCCCCAUAUUGUGCGAGCAGAUAUACAAGGGGAAGUUUGCACAUUGAUAUACCUGUUUGCGCGCUUCGUUGGUCACUGUAUGUGUUAUUACAUAUGCACCUCCGCGAGGAACCCGCUGUUUGAGAGUCUCUCUGUGUGUUUUCAGGGGAAAUGAGGGGAAAUGUUUGACAGGGUGCAGCGAAUCAAGGUGCGUGCACUCUGCUACACGACUGUCUUUCUUAUAGCAAAGUUGGGGAGUCGCGCUAAACUUCUGUGAAGUUUGGCCAGGACGUACGCGUGACAUAGUGCUGCGAUAGCCAAUGAUGUGGUGUUUCGAUUCAAUUCCACUAAAAUGGAGAGAUUUUGUGAGUAUUAGAUUGCAGCCGGCGAUCUAUAGUGUCACGUGACAGCCGGUGUCGAAGAGAUGCUGGCUUUGUUUGAUCCGGCCUUGAUUAUUUUUCUUUUGGAAACAUGUUGUUUAUGAGCGUUAUUUAUUCCACAGGUUAGAAUUGGAGCCUAAGCUGAACCUAACCUAUGCAAAAUGCUUAUUCUGCUGUGAACUAAAAGAUUAGCAUUAUUUAUUUUCAGAGCUAUAAGCCUGGAGGCAGUUUUCGAAUUGCUCAGUAUUGCACCCGCCGAAUUAAACAGUUUACUGUGAUCGAAGCUAUUGGAAUGAUUGGUUACGCCCACCCUUUCAACUUAUUGGUUAUGGCACUGUAUAGGUUAACGCAAAUUGCCGGGUUCAAUUCUGGACUGCUGUAGCAGCAUGUCGACGAGUGCCGAAUUCAAAACCUUUCGUUUACACAGAUUUGUGUGCUGUUUAUUCUAUUACAUAUUCGCAGAAUUCUGAAUCCUGCAUUGUGGAGCUCUAGGUAGCCUCGAUAAGGUUUUGAUCGCUAGAACUACAAAUAUGUAUGCUGCACAAACAACCGUUUUUGUGUGACUCAACUUGACUUAGAAGCGGCCAUCGUGAAAGAAGCGCAUUUUUACUUUUGGAGGGGAUUCGAUCCGCCGGUAACACCGCGGAUGGCAGCGCUCCCAGCGGAUGUGUGUGGAAGUAGAGUUUCCACAGUUUCUUCAUCGCUACCUUGAUCUACUGCAUCCUGUCAGAAUGCCUGACCUCGUUGAGCGCAACGUGAUGUUCUUUGGCUUUGUCGUUGUCUUGUCCAGCAAACGUUUUCUUUCCAUACUUCGACUGCACCGCUUUUAUGAGUGAAUGCUGCGCUGAGGAGCUUUAUUGCGGUAAACGAGGGAAGUCAUGCUUUAAAGUCUCCUUUCAUAAGUUCGACUGCUUGGCCGUGACCUCGACGUUCCCUUAUCCCUUGCUGCUUGACUUUCUGAGUGCAGGGAAUGUGUUCGAGGUGCUUUUGGAUGGGCUCAGUUGGCACUCAAUGCGUCAGUAUGCGGUUGGCUGUUUCAUUCUUCCACAAUAUCAUAGCUCGGACUCUAAAAAAAAAAAAUCAGCCACAUGAAAGUAGAGUUCUAUAGGCAAAUAAUAUUACUCAGCAAGACAAAUUUUUGCUCAGAAAGAGGCUCUCUUAUUUGGGGAAUUCGGGGCAGUAUGUCCCGUUAUGGACUACGGUUUUCCCUUGAGACGUUCUGGCCAUGCUCAUGGGCCUGCGCCUGGCCGUAGGAAUGACUUAACGGAUAACUAGUAAAUAGUUCCCUCUGGAGCAUAUCAAUUUCAGCUGUUGUUUUUCUGCCGUCUUUUUUUUUUUCUCUCGAAUCGAAAAUUCUUAGAGCCGCGACUGUUUUCGUCUCUGCAACUGCUAUUCACUCAACAUUUUGGUCAAGUAAUUGCUGUUGCCAGAACGAAGAAACAGCUGUCUGAGAAAAUCUAGUUCCCCCAUUUUUUUUUUAGGCUCAGUUUUCUCCUUUUCAGCCGAAUAUCGCUCCAGAUUGAACUUAACGAAACUUGAAGCAUACAGAGAGCGAGCGUGACUAGAUACAACUGACUGAAACUUACGCGAAAGAAAAAGUAUCUUCAGUAGAUUUAGAGCUGGCCGUAAUACCUUCGGGUGCUCUCGCUCUCCGCUUUUCCGUCGCGCUUCGUUGCGAUAAUUCGCUGACGUUGGUACUAUAGCGCUGAACACAAAACAGAGCAAAGAAAAAUUUACGCAGCACUACGGCUGACAGAAAAAUGACAAGUUCGCGGCUGUUUCAAGAGGAUCAAAUAAGUCGUCAUUUCCGAUGAGCUUCCUCUCGACACUAAGGCGGAAAUUGGUCUCGGAAAUACGGAACAGGCGCAAAGAGAGAGCGCCACAUUUAUCUUCGCUGUGUCGCUUUCUUUUCUGUUUCCUGAUGUGAUUCGUCUUACUUAUCGAGUGGUCGCACUAUUAUCCUUGGCAGAUGACUUUCUGCCACUAAGAAGUCUUUCUUUUUCAAUGAUUUUUUUUUGGUCUGCGUUCCCUAUUUCUAUUUCUUGUCCAUGAUUUUUAAUAACUGUCGUAUGCAUCUAUGUGAGUUAACAAUCUAAGAAAAAGAAAGAGAACCAAUCUGUCAUCCGACCAGUGUAUUUUUAUUUACAUUCAUGUAUUUGUCGAUCGAUUUCCCGCGCGAGCAGUAGAUUACCAGGCAAACGAUUAUCACUUUGGGGCAUCUAAAUGGCAAUAGUAUCAGGAAAAUUACCUAAAAGCAAAGAAAUGCUUUCUUUUGUGUGGAUGCAGAUUUUCGGUAGGAGUUUCCGAAUUUUUUUUUAACUAACACUCAUGACGCCGUUAUCGGGGCGUUUCAUUUAUUCGCACUCCACAAUCUAGAGUGUCCUUAAUAAAUCUCUUGUGUCACGUGACUACUCAAUCUUGACGCGUAAAGACCUGACAGCAAUGUUUCAGAAGCGCUGGUUAGCUAUGGUCUCGCAAUAUGCUAUGUUGUCAGAAUAGAUCUGCAGUACGAGAAUGUCAGUCAGAGCCCAUUUCCUAUCGAAGGGGAGCGCUUUAACGUAUGACUUCGUCUCUAGAUUCGUCUCGUACGUCUUUGUGUGGCUUAGUGGAGAUGCGCGAGUGUUGAAGAUGAGUAUCUCUGAGCUUGCAGUGUCAAAAGAUUAGAGAUGAAAACUGUGACCACAGUGAGCACACGCGUUUGCAUCAGAGACGGAUACUGUCAGUGCCGUCGAUCAGCAAGUUGGUGCGAAAUCGGAGCUCGAACGAACUCUGCAAAGCCUCAUCAGAGAGUGCAUCUUUUUGGGCCCCCUGCAUUACCCCAUUAUUUCUUGUUUUAUCUCGCACUCCAGUCGACCUCUAUGAUAUCUAUUUUCUGCGUUGAAUACCGCAGUUUUACCUUAGGAAGAAGAAAAAAUGCCGUGAACAGUACUGUGUUAUCCCGCUCAAAAUCCAGGCACUAUUCAAUAGACCUGGCAUCAAAUUUUGGACCCAAAAAGAGAACUUUCUGCUAUAUACAACAUAGGGCCAAGUGCCCCCAUCUACGCGUAUUCCAUUUAAAUGAGACCGAGGGAUAACUCAGUGAAAGUGCACGGUAUUUUUAAAACCUGGUGUGUGUCUUUGUAAACGUGCAACUGCGGUUCUUUCAGGAACUUGAAGCGUGAGCUCAAGCCACACUUCAGAAGGCGACCAUGCCCAAAGCGAUAAAAAAACAUUGUGUAGAUCUAUGCCAGUCAUCUCGUUGUGAUUGCCCUUUCUUUCGCAUGCCUCGCAAUUUGCUAAUCCCCUUUGGAUCUCUUAGCCAACACUUCGAAAGGUGCAGCAUGAAAAAGACCGCUAAUGAACAAGUGCUUGAUUAUUAGACAGGCAGCAAUGUACCCAAACAAUGCAUCCAUUCGCGCACUAUCUCUGUUCUGAUGGGGUACUACAGCUUGUCUCCAGUUUUACGAGGCACAAACUGUGCCAGGUGAAACUGUACUCUGUGAACACAAGCGCGCUGCUCAAAGCCUGCGAGCUUAGAAAUUAGCGCCCUCUGUGCUCACUCGACCACUUAUUCUGGAGUUUUCACCGCUUCUCUCCAAUCACCCCUUCCAGGAUUUUUGUGACGGUUGGUAGGCGACCUCUUAUGUUUACUUUGUGGGCAAAAAAUGAUCUAAAAGAAACUUCUUGGUCCCCUUUCAGGAACUGUUGGAAAAGAUUUAACUAGGUCACAUUGUUUCCAGCCGUCACUCUUUCUGAAAAAACAUCAAGUUAUACAACUCGGUCGUAAAUUCUUAUUUUUCGGUAGCGCCCCCCCUUUUUUUUUCCACGAUGGGCCGCAUAACUUUAAAAGCUUGAGCGUCUUCUCGGCCUGCCACAGAAAAAAUAGCUGUAUAUUUUUUAUUAAAUUCACGAUUGUGGAUUCGAUUGAUUGAAUUUAUGAAUAAAUCAAAAUUUCGUUUUUAUUUAUAUGAAACCACACUCGAUAGUCCCAGUGGCGAUUGUAAGUGGCUAAAACUGUAGCAAACCAUCACUGCAUUCAUCAAACGCUACGUGCUAAUGAGGCCCAAUGAUAUUCUUGGAGCCAGAAAGUGUAGGCACCAAAAUGCACAACGGGACGCCUCCUUAGCACAAUCAGCAGCUCUUUAUCAUUGAGACUUUUCUUCGGCCUGUCGAGAACCAGUGGCUGCACAGAAAAUAUGUACAUGCCAUGCCCCUUCUUUGUGUUCUCUCGCUAUAUUCUGUGAAUAGCACUAACCCACUCUUUAAAUGCGAUGUCUGACAAUAUGCGUGCGCUAAUUUUACCUCUGUGUUACGCUUAUCAUCGGAAAUAUACUUGUUGUUCAAUGAGUUUACAUCCUUGACACCCUUAUAUGUGGCGCUAGCGAUGGAACUACCUGCGAGUGCCACGUGAUGGCUCCAGGGUUUCGGACAUGCGUCCCGAGUGAUCUCAUUACGCGCGGUAGCAUUAUCUUCAAGAGUUGCAUGAGAGUCCUAUCCGCUGCGCCACUUUAGUCGAAUUCACUUUCAUUAAGUGAUCGAUAUCUUCAUCACACGCAAAUUUUCUAGUAUUGUGAAAACAUAUGCAUGGUGACUUAGACGCAAGAUGCUGAUGCCGAGCUGUGCUUUUGCUAUUCUAUGCACAUGGUCAAUCUCGUUCGUUGCUGUCCUCAAUUCGACGAGGUUGAGCUGACUCUCGUCACGGUCACUUGUGUUGCGCGCCCAAAUAGUGAACGUUCAACGGAAAUAAUACUGGACCAUUCAGAUGUCCUUCCUACAGAUGUCGCGGUGACCUUGCUGUCUUUCUCCGUGGAACCACUUGUAUCUGGUAACUUGUGUCUGUAAUCACCUUUAGCUUCAGUCCCACUUGACCCGACCUCACUCGCAUGCAGAAACGGUGGCUGGAUAGACAGGCGCAACAAGUGAUGUGCUUUGACGGUGCGAUUGCAAUGUACAGAGCGAGUGCGGUGCUAAAGAUGGGUGCGGCGUAAGGUGCAUUGUUUUCCUUGAGUAGCGCAACGUAUGAAACGUGGAUGCGUAUGUUUUCGUUUCCGAGUAGACAUGUGCUUGAACGUGUCGCGUGGUAGCGAGCGUGAAAAAACAAAAAAAGUGGCAGCGCGUGUUACCUAGUCUGUUGUCGUUGAUGUUGUUGUUGGUACUGUUGCAGUGCUCUUCCGCAAUUCUUUCGUAUGGCCCUAGAUAAGCCAGUAGCACCGCAGUGUCGCGACACCUGCCGGCACCGCGAGUAAGUGGUGGAUGUGUACGUGUUCGCGCGUGUGGCCAUUUGCCUCCCCGUUGAGACCCAAUUGCGCAGCUAUGCCAAAACGAUGACGCCAAUGCCUGCGGGCAAGUUUUUUUGCUUGCGCGCAUGCGUGCGAGCAUCAAUGUGAGUGUGUGUGUGCCUGGUGUGCUGUUCCUUUGACCCCGUUUGACGCCACCCUGUCUGCUGUCUCAGCCGACUGCUGCCACCAGGUGUCGUUGCGCUGUUCUUCUUCAACACCACCAGUGCGUUUGUCAAUAGUGAGCCGUGUGUACUUUCGCCCGUGGUCACUCAGUGUUUCUCUUCGUUUUCCUUUACCGCGUACCGGGCCACGCGUGGAAAAAAAAAAAAGAAAGCGUACUGCUAUAUUCCGGUUGAACAAUAAAACGA
Molecule: messenger RNA, 14585 nt
Organism: Dermacentor albipictus
Lineage: Eukaryota; Metazoa; Arthropoda; Arachnida; Ixodida; Ixodidae
Product: muscarinic acetylcholine receptor DM1-like
Biological process (GO): adenylate cyclase-inhibiting G protein-coupled acetylcholine receptor signaling pathway; chemical synaptic transmission; G protein-coupled receptor signaling pathway, coupled to cyclic nucleotide second messenger
Cellular component (GO): dendrite; synapse; plasma membrane
Molecular function (GO): G protein-coupled serotonin receptor activity; G protein-coupled acetylcholine receptor activity
Source: RefSeq, a predicted model, not a curated record